GUCAUCAUUGUUAUUACUACUUUUAAAAAUGUGUUUACACUUUACAGUUUAACUUAAAAUUUAUUUAUUUUUCAACAGAAACUUAUAGAACUCAAAGGCUGUGCUCAAACUUACAUUAGAAUUAUACAUACUUGAAAAAUUGAUUAAUAUGGACCCGCCAUCGCCAUGGAAAACACCAAAUCAAGUUAUGCAGAUACAUAAACUAAAAAAGCGUAAAAAAGCUUUACAGGAACGUAUGAAACAGUCCUCAAACUCGAUUCCUACAGAAACAAGUUCAUCAAGCAAAACGUCUGUUAACUUAGAUUUCUCUAGAAUUCUUAACGGUGAUAAAAGAAAAAAUCCAUUUUCCAAGACAGCUGCACAACAGAAUAAAAAAGUAAAAUUAGAUGAUACUAUACAACUAGAUGAAUCAAAUGAUAAAACUCUUUUUGCAUUAUUAAAUUUACCUAAAGUAAUUGAGAAACCAGCACAUGAAGUUGACACAGAAAAAUUAUCAACAUUUUCCAAUCUUCUACAAAAAUUCACUGCUGUGCAUACAGUAGAAAAUAAAGUAAUAGAGAAGAAGUACAAGAAACUGCCAAUAGACUGGGCUCUGAAAACAAAAUUAAGACUUAUGUCAGCUAAACCAUUCCCAUGGACAAAUAAAUUAAAAGCUAGUGAGGAAGCUUCAGGAAUAACUGGAUUCGUCCGAUGCUUAGACACAACAUCUUCAUCUACAUUAGACACGUCACCGAGAGCGCGUUUUCAUCAGACAUGUUUAUAUUGGCAACAUCCACACUUGCCUUGGUUAAAUCUCUUUCCGCGGUCUGGCAGAGUUGCGGCCACCAGCUUCCUGGCUACCAAUGAAGAGGUCAAAAAAGCCCUGCUUACAGAAUGGACAGAGAGUUUUAGGUCUUUGUUUCAGCUAUUACGUGCACUACACUGUCCAUAUUUCUAUGUCUGUGGAAACACAUUUACAUGUCUGUUCCUAGCAGCUGGAAUCUGCGGAAUGACUGAACCCACAGCACUAAUAGCACCCACAACUAGGGGCUUCAGACAGACCUUAAGACAAGAGGAUGUGGAAUACACGAUGCCACUCAGGCCUGAUCAAAAGAAGAAGAUGAAUACCUCGGAGGAAGAUCGAAAGAAUACCUCCCACGAUAGUUGUUAUGACACAAUGGACACAGGGGAACAUGCUUCGGGGGAUGAAGAGGAUCCUCAUGAGUUCCUUUCUCAAAUGGGAUUGGAAACUGAUGAAAUUAAUAAGAUAAAUAAUGCGCAGGCCCGACUAGCCCAUACAGCAGAAAGCACAGUCGACAAUGCAGCCGAGUCUUUAGUGGCCGUACGAGGCGCGGAUGCGCAGGCCCUUUUUAAUUUCCUUCUCAACUGCAAGUCUUUAGUCAGCCCCAAUGGACCCUUCGCGGGGGUCCCACCCACUUUGUUAUCUCCUACAGCCUUUCAUGGAGGAACGCUGCAGUCUUUAAAGGUCCGCGAAAACGUAAUCCUAUCAGACAGUAAAAAAUAUUACUCAAUAGAGUUAAGAGGUCCACUUCUGCCGACUGCCCUUCAUUCAAUAUUCAGAGUGUUAAAUACCACAUCCAAUGCCCAAUACAGCGCCACUUUCGCACAUCAUCAGCCAACGCUGGCCUUCUCUUGGGCGGCAAAGGUCAUUUCUGAGGAUGAAUCAACGAAAGAAAACGAGCCCAACCACUUCGCCAAAGCAUUUAACAAGGAAAACCUCUCAGACUGUGGUAUAAGUGAAGAUCUAUUAACACAUUUUUGUUCCUCCGAAACGAAUAGCAUCCUUUCUUUGGAUAGUGUUAAAUAUAAUUCGGAAGAUGAUACGUUUACGUGGUGAUAUUAUGAGCUGGCAACACUAGAGGUUUACCUUGAGCAUAUUGCGGUGACUGAAAAUUUGAAAGAUGUUUGAGAAUUGACACUUAAUUGAUGUUUGACCGCAGAGACCAAAUAAAAUAAAACUAUGUACUACUAUGACGUUGAAUUAAAUGAGGUUUUUUGACCAUUUUCAGCCGAAAUAGAUUGCCGUAAUUAGACACUCAUAUCUGUCAAAUAUUUUCGUGGGUAUAAACAUGAUUAAUUGUUAUAUAUUUAGUGAUUAUGUCUUGAUUUACUUAAAAAUUACGUUUCGGAGACUAAAUUCUGUACUUAGAUAAAUUUUCUAGGUGACAAUUGAUUUGUGCCACGAAAAGUAAACUUAAAAAUUAUUGGUUUAAAAUUGUUGUGUGAUUUCUUUUUAAUAAAAUUUGUUUGAUGUAUGUGUACAAAACUCACAUAUUUCAAGAGUUGCAACGCCUGUUUAAGUCCUGUAUAUGUGUUUUUUGUUUCUAAUCGUAUUAGUUUAAUUAUAAUAAUUAAACCAGAAAACAAAUAUGUCGAAUUGUAACCUUUCUUCAAUUUAAUAAAGAUGUCAGUAACUUCUAUUAUCUCAUACUUAUCCAUUUAACAUGGAACAAUCUGUUAAUAUUUUGAUAUAAUUAUUUUACGACUGCCAUCAUUUUGUUCAUUAAAACUGUCAAACAGUUCUUUGCAUUUUAGACACAUUGUAAAUACAUAUAUUGAUAAGAUAAAGUGUCCUUGAUAUUAAAUCAAUUUAUUACUAAGCUAUUAUUUAUUUUGUGAAUUAAAAUCUUUACAUAAAUGA
Molecule: messenger RNA, 2641 nt
Organism: Pieris napi
Lineage: Eukaryota; Metazoa; Arthropoda; Insecta; Lepidoptera; Pieridae
Gene: hd
Product: protein downstream neighbor of son homolog
Exons: 10
Coding region: 149-1837 (562 amino acids)
Biological process (GO): nuclear DNA replication
Cellular component (GO): nucleus
Source: RefSeq, a predicted model, not a curated record